Eurytemora carolleeae is the source of this 2557-nucleotide messenger RNA. RefSeq names its product NF-X1-type zinc finger protein NFXL1. The transcript has 3 exons. Bases 288 to 2459 code for a protein of 723 amino acids. The record is from RefSeq and is a predicted model, not a curated record. Lineage: Eukaryota; Metazoa; Arthropoda; Copepoda; Calanoida; Temoridae. Gene Ontology annotation, molecular function: zinc ion binding; RNA polymerase II transcription regulatory region sequence-specific DNA binding; DNA-binding transcription factor activity, RNA polymerase II-specific. Gene Ontology annotation, biological process: regulation of DNA-templated transcription. Gene Ontology annotation, cellular component: nucleus.
UAUGAGAUUGAUGACACUCCAAGGAUGAGUGCAGAGCAGCUAAACCUAUGAAAAAGCAACUUCUACAGUCUCUACAUUGACCACCGAAUCUGUCUUAUUGAUUGAUUGAUUGUAUGUAUAUUGAUUUUCUAGUAAACUUGUGUUUUUCUUAAUUGCGGCAUCAGCGCCUGAACUGCCAACAGAGCAUACGGCAGAUUCAACAUUAAUUCCUAAAAAUUAAGAUGUUAAAUAAAUACCUUCCUAUACAUUGAUAGGUUGAUUAUUGAUCAAAUUUUAGACCAGCAAGAAUGAGUUCUAAAACGGGGCGAAGUUUUGCCGAGGCCAGUAAACAAAUUCAAGAAAACCUGAACCGGCAUUUGUCUAAGUACGAAUCCCUGGUUCAGUCCGAUGUUAGUGAUGAGGAUGAAGAUGAAGGAUCAGAUGAACUGGUUGACAAGGUUUUAGCCAACUACUCUUGCUCCGAUCCAUCAGUUCUAAACUCCACCAAGGAGUUGUUAAAAUCUGCUCUGUUCUCCUCGUCUUGUCUAAUAUGUAUAGAAUCUAUUAAAAAGAAUGAAUCUAUCUGGAACUGUGGAACCUGCUAUGUAAGCCUUCAUCUCUCCUGUACCCAGAAAUGGUCCAAGGAUUCGAUAUUUCUUCAGAAGCAGCAUAUGGAGGAGGAUCCAACCUGUAGGAUAGAGUUAAACUGGAGCUGUCCUAACUGUAGAACAGUUUAUCAACCUAGUCAGGUUCCUAGUAGAUACUACUGUUACUGCAACAAGGAGCAAGAUCCUAAGUUUGAUCCCUGGCUUACUCCGCACUCAUGUGGGGAGAAGUGUGGGAAAGGAUUGCAACCGGAGUGUAAACAUAAAUGCAUCCUUCUCUGUCAUCCAGGAGGUGAAUGUCCUCCCUGUCCUCUUAGCCUGGUCCGACACUGUCCGUGUGGUAAAUCUGAUUAUAGGCUGCCGUGCACACAGGCCACACCAACAUGUGGAGAUACUUGUGGGAAAAUAUUAGCUUGUGGAACACAUUACUGUGCUGAGAGAUGUCACCGUGGUAAUUGUCCCUCCUGCCUCCAGAUGAUUACUAAAUCUUGUAAAUGUGGAGCUAAGAGUAAAGAGGUCCAGUGUGCCCGACAGUUUACCUGUGAUGUUAAAUGUAAACGUAUCCGAGACUGUGGGAAGCAUCCUUGUAACAAGAAGUGUUGUGAUGGAGACUGUGCCCCGUGUGAGCAGAUGUGUGGGAAGACCCUCAACUGUAAGAAUCAUAAAUGUUUAUCAAGGUGUCACCAAGGUCCCUGUUAUCCCUGUACCCAGAGAACCCAGGUUGUGUGCAACUGUGGAGAAACCAAGAUCACGGUUCCCUGUGGAAAGGAGAAGAAUACAAAGCCCCCGCGCUGCAAGAAGGUCUGCACAAUGGACACAAAUUGUCAUCACAAAGAGAGGAUAAAACAUCUUUGUCAUCCCGGAGAUUGUCCCCUGUGUAAACAAGUUUGCAACAGGUCCUUGGACUGUUCUCAUUUCUGCACUGUGCCCUGCCAUGAUAAUGUCCAGGUCCAUGUAGAGCAGAAAGGCCGACCAGCAGGUCCCUGGGAGGAUACAGGUCCUGUAUAUCAAACUAAAAAACUGCCCUGUCCACCAUGUACUGCUCCAGUACCGAUUGCUUGCCUGGGAAACCACGAGAUUGCGAACUGGCCGUGUCAUGAAGCCAAACCGUCGUCUUGUGGCCGGAAAUGUGGCCGACAACUUCCCUGUACUAAUCACACCUGUCAACGGGAAUGUCAUAGAGUUCGACAUGCUCCCGACGAUAUAUCUUCAGGGAUUAAUUGCAAAAAGUGUGAUUCUGCUUGCGGUAUAGAUCGACCGGCUGGUUGCAGCCAUCCUUGUAAUCAGGGUUGUCAUCCAGGACCCUGUAAUCCUUGUCCGGUAAACCUCAAGCUCAAAUGUCAUUGUGGGAUUGGAAACCUGUUCAUUAAGUGCUCCGAGUUCUGUGGUUGCGGGGAGAAGGAUAAACAUGAUCUUCUCUGCUGCAAGGACCAGUGCCCGAAGUUGAUGGAGUGCGGGCACAGGUGUCUAAACCUCUGCCACUCCGGAGUCUGCUCUUCACAAAGUCUGUGUAAGAAGAGGGUUAAACUAUCAUGUCCCUGCAAGCGAAGAAAGGAAGAUUUUAGAUGUUUUACCGUGAACUCUGCGGAGAAUCCGGUUCAGUGCGACGAUGAGUGUGAAGAGAUAAAGAAAAAAGAGAUGGAGAAGAAGAACAAAUCUGGAAAAGAUAUGGUUCAAGAGGAUCUUCAUGCAAAGAGAGAAGCGGAAAUAUUUGAAAAACAGCUGGAGGGAGGGAAGAGAAAACGACGAAACAGGAGACGAGGAGAAACAGAAGAGGAAGAAGAAAGUUUUUACGAGAAAAACAAAAUAUAUGUGAUUAGUUUUGUCAUUUUAGUUUCAGUCUUUGUUGGAUAUAGUGCUACGGCCUACAUAUAAGUAAUUACAUAUUGCAUUUUACAGUUUUUGAGCUUACUUCUGUUCGGUGAUAAUAAAUUUGAUUGAAUGUAUAAAUAGUUUGUUCUUUGUUUUACAGA